Cygnus atratus (black swan) is the source of this 2594-nucleotide messenger RNA. RefSeq names its product serine/threonine kinase like domain containing 1 (gene STKLD1). The transcript is spliced from 20 exons. Gene Ontology annotation, biological process: protein phosphorylation. The record is from RefSeq and is a predicted model, not a curated record. Gene Ontology annotation, molecular function: protein serine/threonine kinase activity; ATP binding. Lineage: Eukaryota; Metazoa; Chordata; Aves; Anseriformes; Anatidae. The coding region runs from base 124 to 2115 and encodes 663 amino acids.
AGCUUCCUGCGAGCCCCGACGGCUCGGCGCCCGUCCCCCAAAUUCCCUGAGGGGAACCGGGGCCAACGGCUGCCCGGCCGCCCCCGGGGGCUGGGGGAGCCCGGCCCGGUCCCUCAGGGGCUCAUGGAGGGAUACGAGGUAGUGGAGCAGCUGUGGCCUGGGGCGCUGGGCACAAUGCUGGUAGUUGAAUCAAAAGGAAAAAGGAGUGAGAAGAAGAAAUAUGUAAUAAAGCAGGUUGAAUGCACUGAAGAAAUGCAAGCAAACACGGCCUUGAAGGAGGCAAUGGAUUUGCUAAAACUUCGUCAUUCAAACAUCUGUACUUACAAGGAGUUGUUUGUGACUUGGAAUAAUGAGAUAUCAUCUUUGUUCCUUUGUCUGGUAAUGCAGCACUCAGGCCAAGAAGAUCUUUCAUCUCUGAUCAAGACAAAAAGGCAGAAGUCAGAGAAAAUAGCAGACAUGGUGAUGGUGAAGUUCCUGGGACAGAUGGUGGAUGCUUUGUUUUAUAUACACAAACAAAACAUUUUGCAUAGAAAUCUCAAGCCAUCAAACAUUCUUGUGACUGGUGAAGAAUCCUUCAUGCUUUGUGACUUCAGUACAGAAACACUUAUGACUGAUGAAGCGAAAUGGAAAAUAAGAGUGGAAGAAAAUAGCAAGGCUUGGAUGGCUCCGGAAACAUUCAAUUUUUGUUUCAGUGAGAAAUCAGACAUCUGGUCUCUAGGCUGUAUUCUACUUGACAUGAUCACCUGCUUCAUUCUGAAUACGGAAGAGAUCACUUCAUUGCUGCAGGAUCUCAGGCAUAAUACCAGCCGUCUUGAGGGAGUUCUGCCACUGAUGCAAAAUGGAGAUAACAGCUCUUUGUCUUUAUUCCCAAUUCUAUUUAUGAUGCUACAGAUUCAGCCCAGCAUGAGACCCACAGCAAAGGAUCUGACUGAUGUUCCAUUUGUUGGGGAAUGCCUGAUCGUUGCUGAUUCCUUUUUAAUAAAACAGAAAAAGUCUUUGUCUCCCUGUGUAAUAGAUGUGCUCCUUGAGGGAGGAAUCGAAAAUGUUCUAGAAUUCAUGCAGGCUUUCUGGGAUGUAGAAGAAGCACAGGCUAGAGCCAUGCAGCACCUUGCCAGCUUUGUAGGAGAUGAAAGUGCCUUGCCCUAUCUGCCAAAAUUCACAGAAUUGAUCACUUUUGCAAUGAAGGCUCAUAUAGAUUCCCUCAAGUUACAAGUAGAUGGUUGCAGUUUAUUGCUUGAAAUUCUUACUCAAGCUCUAGAACAGGAUGUGGUGAUGACCCUGGAUGAGAAUGUGACCAUUUCUCUAUUAGAGAUAGUGAGAAAACACUCUGAAAAUGAAGAGCUUCUUUCAUUGAUCUGCACGUUACUGAUGAUGAUUUCAGCCAGUGGAAUUGCAGCAGAGAAUCUAAGGAAAGCUGGAUUAAUUUCAGACCUUCUGUCGAUUUUAAAAAAAUUUCUUCAUAAUGAACAGAUCUGCCUCUCUAGCUGUGCAGUUCUCUGGAGCUUGGCUGUGAGUGAGAAUAACGCGGACCAAGUGUUGCUGAAAAGUGCUGUCCCCAUUACCACUGCGGUCAUUCAAGAGCACCUCCAGAAUGGAGCGGUUACGGAACCAGCUUGCUCGGCUCUGUGGGCAUUGUCACUCCAAGGUUGCUUAACUGAAAAUGACUAUGAGCCCACAACAAUGCUUCUGCUGGAUGCACUUAGGAUGAACCUGAAAAGAGCUGUGCUGGUGAAGAAUGCCUGUCUGGCAUUAGCAAGCCUUCUAAGGCUAUCUGAAUUAUCAGCUUUCCGAUUUAUAACGGAUUCAAAAGGCAGUGGAAUAAACGUGAUCAAAGAGGCCUACCACUUUCACUGUGAUGAUCCAGAAGUGGUGGAAAAUAUCUGUAUGCUGAUUAAUGAGAUGGUUCAGUAUGAUGACAUUGUGCUGGACAUGGUGUCCCAGAAAAUGGAAGAACUGCUGUCUGAAAUAAAAAGCCGUUUUCCAUCUAGCACGGAGAUAAUGACCCUUGUGGAUACAGCACUUGUGAAACUGCAAAAAUGUAGAAGCCCUAGUGUGACUAAUGGAGGGGAACGAACAUGUACGGCCCACCACGAGGCUAUGCACUUCUUUCUCUGACUGUGACUUGGAAAGCCAUUAUGAAAAAAUGACGUAGUAUCUUGGAGGUACCUUCAAAAUUUGCUCUGCUUUUUCAGUUCAUUCCUCUGUUGUACCUCCAUUUUUUCAGUGGAUAAGAGAGUAUCUGCUGAGAAUAGGCUCUUGCUAUUUUAUCUAACCUGCCAUAGGUGUAGAAUGCUGCUUUUAAAGUAAGCAGUUGAUACUUGGGAUUUUACUUUUUUUUUUAAACUAAGGAUCUUAAAAUAGUAAUAAUUAAUAUUUAAACAAAAUAUAGUUGACUUAUGCACAAUAAGUUUAUGAAAGUAAGGAAAUAAAUGGUGUGAGGCACAUAACAGUACGCAAGCUUAGAUGGCAAUCUUAGUCUGUGAUGGUGUCCAAGCAGAGCUUGCUAACUUUCAUCGAGAGGACAGAAUGAAGCCGCAGGAUUCUCAGCUGAAUCCUGAUCCUAGAGCUAAUGUGUACUAUCUUACUGAUCUACC